Fopius arisanus is the source of this 4530-nucleotide messenger RNA. It is a transcript of the gene row, whose product is annotated as relative of woc. Gene Ontology annotation, biological process: regulation of DNA-templated transcription. The record is from RefSeq and is a predicted model, not a curated record. Gene Ontology annotation, molecular function: RNA polymerase II cis-regulatory region sequence-specific DNA binding; DNA-binding transcription factor activity, RNA polymerase II-specific. The transcript has 2 exons. Bases 184 to 3642 code for a protein of 1152 amino acids. NCBI's taxonomy places the organism in Eukaryota, Metazoa, Arthropoda, Insecta, Hymenoptera, Braconidae.
ACUGCGCAAGACAUCUAGCUACAACUGAAAACAGGUUAUGAAAAUGAAAUGAAAUUUCGAAGGCUCCUUCGAGGCUUCUCUAAAUAAUAUCAAGUGCUAAAUCAUAAUUCAUUGUUUCGUCAUUGAAAUAAACGGCAAAAACUGAUAUUACCUGAUAAUAAGUAACCAAAAAGACAGAAGAAGAUGAGCACAAUGGCCCCAGGCCGCGUAUUAACCCGCUCAGUAACCACCACUCGUCCGAUAGACAUGACUUUGAGCCUUGAUUGCAUCGAGGAACCCCUCUCAGAAGCUCAAAUCGCUUUAAAAUCUCGGAUCCAAGAGGACUACGAGCGUGUGAUUACCACCUUGGAUGAGAUAAUGAAGAAAGACAACGGUCAACUCUUAACACAAACGUCCACAGUAAGUGGCUACCAAUAUUCCCUUGGCCCUGGCACCUCUUCCAUCCUCAAACAAUCUGCUCUAAACCAAUCCCAACCCACUAAAUCUAUCAAGCUCAAUGUCUUGAACAACUCAAAUACGUCCCAAGGUAAUCUCCAGCUUGUAAUGGAUCCCCGAAUGGGUCUGAUUCUCAACACGGUAUCCCAAAAUACCACAUCCUCUACUCCGACGCUUUCUCCUCAACUGGCAAAACCUCAUCAGUCCCACCCAGCCCAUGAAAAUACCCCAAUAAAUCAACCUCUCAAUCAAUUCACUCGGGCAACUCGUCAAAACACCAUUCGGGCGAAGAUUCUCCAAAUUCAACAACCAGACGUAGUGGAGGAUAGGCAGCUAUCUGUAGAGACCACUUCAACACCUGCAAUUUCCAAUCUGACAGCUUCUUCAAAAGCCCCUCAUCCUCCUCCUCCUUCUUCUCCCCAUACUACUACUACUAUUAAUAGUACUACUACUACUACUACUACUAUCAUCACCACCAACACCACCACUACUACGUCAUCCCACGCUACAGUGCAAAUUUCAAAUGCAAAACUUAAAACCUCCCAACGGCCACCAAUGAUUGUAAGACCUACGGAACAAACUUGCAUCGGUGGGAUAGCAGUUGGUAAUAAAAACAGCGCGGACAGUAUAGACGAAUCAAAGCGUCAUCUUCCAGAUGGGCGUGAGAUCGCAUUUAAUAAGAUGAAUGGAGGAAGAACAUUUCCCUCUUUAGUGGUGGUGGCACGACCUUUUUUGAGGAGUAAGGAAGUUCCCCCCCAGACUAUUUCCAAAGAGCGAAAUGAGCUAGAUGCUAAAGUGAAAACGGUACUCAUGUAUUCAGCAACGAGAUUUGCCGAAUGGUUAAUACAACAGGGAUUGGUCAAGUCUGAACAAUACUGCGAUCAACACUCCAAUCAAAAGCCAAAACUCAAGCUUGGUAUGUACAGUCACUGUGGCUCCUUUCCAUAUUCUGGGGGCUAUGUUUGGAUUUCGAGUUGUUGUCCAGAUCGAUUUGUUUCGGUUUUCUCUGGGUCAAUUUUCCAGGGAGCUCCACAUACACCCUCGGUGUUAUUGAAGCUCAUCUAUCAUUGGUCUUGUCAAACAAAUGUUCAGAAUGUCGUCUCCUGGGUGAAGAUAUCUAAUGUCUAUGUAAAAAACUUUUACACAAGCUUGAGAAGUAUUUGCACUGCAGCUGUUUGGGACAAAAGUUCGUUGAUCGGUGGAAAAGGAAGAAAUAUUCAGGUGGGAGUUAUAAGUCUUGGAACAACUUCGCAAGAUGGAAAUCUUCGGCAAGUUAAAGUGGAGGUCCUCGGGAUUUUGAAUCCAGAGACUGGUGAGCUGAGACUAAGAGCUUGUGAACCAGUACAGGACAAUGAUCGCACUGUAAAACGAAGAUUUAAUAAUAUCCUUCAGCCUCUGAAGAAUUGGGUGGACAAAGAUUCAAAAAUUCUUACUGAUUUUACCGUGGACAAAGGAAUUCUCCACGAGCUAGGAUUUAAUCAAGUAAUUCAGGUGGCCUACAAUAAUCAGACCUCACGCCAUCAGAAUAGCAAUUAUCAGGUGAUGGAGUACCUUCGUAAAAUAGUUCCCAGGAUGUUUCAAAAUACUUUGAGCCUCUUGAGCCGACAAAUGAUCCAACAAUUUCUCGAUGAACUCGUUUGGAGAGAGAUGUUCGGCACAACAGCGUCACGAGCCUUUCACAGUAUCAUCAGUCACAUAGCUGAGCAAACUCGUGCUUCCACAGGUGAAAAUCUCCUUGAUCGUCUCAGCAAAGUAGCUGUUAAUCCCUUCAAUGAUUGGUCGUAUUCACAAUAUAUUGCGAAAGAGUCUUACUCUGUAAAUAAUACUGCUGAGCCGAUACUCCUUUCAAAUGACACAAAUCCUGCAAACGAUGCACCAAUAUUGACGCUCAAAACUUCAGCGGUUCAAUCCAUUAGAAGAUCUCGUAAACGUCCGAUGAAUUCUCCAAAUGUGAUAGAAGCAAAACGUUCUAAUUCUGAUAUUAAAAUAGACUUCAAAGACCUCGACAAAGGUGAACAAGUUGCCCUCCAUGCCUUUUACUACGGAACUAUUGAAGGGGACAAAUUGUCUUGGAAGGAGGAAAAGCGCAUUGCCUCAUUUACGUGUUUUCUCUGUCCAACAACAGUUAAAUCAAAUACUGAAGUAAUGGACCAUAUGAUCAAGCACGUGCCUCAUCGAGUUGCAGGCCAAUUGCACUGUCAUGUGUGUCGAUAUUGUUGUGCCGCCUUUUCAUCAAAACAUAUGCUGAUCACACAUGUAGCUGAGGCACACAGUACUUUCGGUAAUAGCGAUGGACAUAUGGUUGUGUGUGGAAUUUGUGAGCAGAAAUUUGCCAAUUCAACUUUGCUAGUAGCGCAUAUGAGCACGACACAUUCAUCCUCCGAAAUGCCAUAUCGUUGUGAAAAUUGUGGAUAUAGAACAUCAUCUCAUAAAGAUGCAGUUGAUCAUUUUUAUAAGACUCAUGAGAGAGGGGACUCCCUCCAGUGUCCAUAUUGUUUAAAGGUAAUGCAGUUUUGUAUAGAGGGGACUCCUAUUUCUGCUAAUAUUCAGGCGUAUUUGGUACACAUGCAGAGGCAUGUCCUCAGAAGAGAACAGGGUCGGGGCAACAAGUGCUCUAGAUGUUGCCUCUGGUUUAAUCAGAAAAGUGCUCUCAAGCAGCAUCAAAUUGAUCUCCAUAUGCCUUGGCUUGGCAGCAAAGAAAUCCCCUCUGUACCCGAUGAAAAACGUAUAAUGAUUCCGAAAUUUAGGCAUCAGUUGAAAAGAAUUGAUCUUGGUGCAGCUCCUCCAGAAUUGCCGGAUAAUGAGGCAUUCGACAGAUGGAGCAAUCCUAUUAUUGUUAACGUUACCAGCUUCCAUUAUCAUUUCCGAUGUCAGGAAUGUGAAGAGGAUAUCGAUGAGGAAGAUCAUUAUCCGGGAGAGCAGAAGUGCCGUCAGUGUCGGUAUGUCACCUGCUGUUGGAGAGCCUUUAAGGAACAUCAGCAACAAAUUCAUAAUGAACGUCCUAUGACUAGUCUUAUCGUUCCUUCUCCGCUCAUAAAUAUUCCACUCGAGAAGAAGAUGAAGUGCUCAUGUGGAUAUGCCACUAAGGACGGUAAUUUAUUGGCUACACAUUUUGUUAAGUGUAAGAAAGUCUCGGGGGGCAUUGAAGUGAGGGGUUCAACUGGAAUGCUCGAUAGCCUCGGACUUGUACCUAAAAAUUCAACGUAAAUUGUGCACAUGAUCAUAACAAACGCUCUUUUUCAUAUGUUCAUAUGUUCAUAUGCUUGGGAAAAUUUUUAUAUUUUCUCAUUUUUAAAUCAACUAAAUCGAAUUUUUGUCCAUUACUCCUCUGUAAUUGAAAUCUGUGAGAUUCUAUAUGAUCGUCCUGACUAACUACUAUGUCACAAUGUCACCAUGUCCGAACACAAACCACACAAAUCUUGAAAUAAAAUUUCAUUAUCACCACAUCAUUGUAUUAUUCAUUUUUAUCAUUUUCAAGUGUAAUUUAAGUGUAUUUUCAAAUAUACCCUAUAUAAUAUAUAGUAGAUUUUACCAAACAAUACACGAUUGGACUGUUUUAUGCAUGAACAUUUCCAUUUCUACAUUUUCCAUCGUAGUAUUCGAUUGAUAAAUAAUAUGACUGGGCUUAAUGAAGGAAGACUGCAACUAUUUAUAUUAUGAAUUUUUAUUUUGCAAUAAUGAUUGAUGAUUGAAUUUCAGCAAGGAUUUUUUUUUUUAGGCUGUCUUUAAUCUUUGCGAUUUAAUAGGGUUAAAUAUUGAAUAAUUGAAACAGUUGAAUUACUUAUUUCAUGGUUAUUAUUAAAUUCCAAAUUCAGCUUUUAUAACAUUUGAUCGGUUUCGUCUCAUUGGCUCUUACCGUUCUGUCGAUUCGAGAAACUUUAAUAAUGAAUGCGUCAAUAUUUUUCUUAGUUUUACAUUUUUUACUUUUUUUUUUUGUAUUUUUUUCUGAUUUUUCAUCUUUUUUUUUGGUAAAUUUUUAAAAUAUUUUUAUAUGCUGAGUAACACAGAUGCCGCACUCAUUACUGUGAAUCCUUCAAAGCUAAUCGAUUCGGAAUUAUCAUUAUUAUAAUAAACUACAAUUGUAUAAAUGAACAA